AUGGACGUCCCACGUGCGGCAGGGGCACAGCAAUCUCUUCUGCCCAAGGGAGCAAAGAAAGGCCAGCGAGCAGACAAAGGAUUCCUCUCGUUCGAAGAGGGCGCUGCUGGGACCUCCCUGGCGCUGCUGGUGUCUGGUGCAGUUGGGACGGGUGUGCUGGCGCUUCCCUACGGAGUCAGUUGUGUUGGCAUUGGCUUGUCGUUGACGCUUUUCGCGCUGGCAGGUGUGGCGACCUAUGCAUCGAACACCAUUUUGUUUGACUGCGUGAAGGAAACAGGACAUGGUUCUUACGGCCAGUUAAUGUUGGACAUCCUUGGCAAGUCUGGGGCAAUGGUCCUCGACAUGUUUGUGUUCAUCGAGGGGUUGGGAGCAGUGGCAACCUACAUUGUCUUCAUCAUGGACUACGUCCCCCAGGUAUGCGCAUUGUGGGGUGAUGACCACUGGUGCACAGACAAGCUGAAUGUUGCAUGGGCCACGGCGCUAGUGGUGUGGCCCCUGAGUUGCCUCCGCGGUCUCUCAGCGCUCAGGUACACAUCAACAUGCAGCAUCGCAACCAUUCUGUUGACCUCGGUCGUCGUGAUCAUCAAGGCUCCAAUCCAUUUCCACGCGAAGGGCGAUUCUUUGCAACAUGUGCUCGGGGAAGUGCAUUGGAACAUGAGCGGCUUCCAGGUGCUGUCGAUGGCAUGUUUCGCCUUCAUGACGCACACGAACUCGCCAGAGAUCGCGUUGCGCUUUGUGGGUGGCCCAAAACUGGCACGUAAGGUGCUGACUAUUCAAACGUGCCUUUUGUGGGCCGUCUACUGUGCCAUUGCUGUGUGUGGGUACCUGUCGUUCCUCGGUGACAUCAAGCAGGAUUUUCUCACAAAUUACGAGCUUCGCGAUACGCUGAUCGUGUUAUGUCGAUGCCUGCUCUCUUCCACGCUGGU
Messenger RNA from Symbiodinium pilosum, 926 nucleotides. The record is from the annotation of a GenBank genome assembly. Lineage: Eukaryota; Dinophyceae; Suessiales; Symbiodiniaceae.